Messenger RNA from Saccoglossus kowalevskii, 2902 nucleotides. RefSeq lists its product as uncharacterized. Gene Ontology annotation, molecular function: calcium ion binding; cadherin binding. Gene Ontology annotation, biological process: endosomal transport; endocytosis. The record is from RefSeq and is a predicted model, not a curated record. Lineage: Eukaryota; Metazoa; Hemichordata; Enteropneusta; Harrimaniidae. Gene Ontology annotation, cellular component: plasma membrane; clathrin coat of coated pit; cytoplasm.
UGGCGGCGACUCCUACAUCUCUGAUUGUUGGUAAUUAUUUUGAUGUUUAUGAAUCUCUGUAUAAACAAGUUGAUAUUAUGGGAACUGGUAGAAUAGGUGCUAUUGACGCUGCUGCAUAUUUAAAGAAGUCAGGUUUAAAAGAGACAGUAUUACAUAAAAUAUGGGAAUUAUCUGAUCCUGCUGGUAAAGGAUUCUUAGACAAGCAGGGCUUUUUUGUUGCUCUAAAAUUAAUUGCUUUAUCUCAGAAUGGUGAAGAAGCUAGUAUAUCAAAUAUUAAUCUUUCUGUUCCACCCCCAAAUAUGUAUGGAGGGACCGGUGUAUCAGAUCCUUCACAUUGGUCUGUGACACCACAAGAUAAAAUUAAAUUUGAUGGUAUAUUUGAUGGAUUAUUACCAAUAAAUGGUCUGCUAUCUGGUGACAAAUGUAAACCUGUCUUUAUGAAUUCCAAUUUGCCUGUUGAUAUACUUAGCAAGGUAUGGGAUCUGAGUGAUAUAGACAAUGACGGCUAUUUGGAUAAAGAUGAAUUCUCUGUGGCAAUGUACUUAGUAUACAGAGCAUUAGAAAAAGAAGUAAUUCCGUCUACCUUGCCGUUAUCGCUGAUACCAUUGUCUAAAAGAAAGAAACCAGGUCCUGGACUUGUUGGUGGAGUCGCUGUGCUUCCUAGUGUACUUCCUCCUGCUGCUAGUCUACGCAGAAAUACACCAACACCGCCUGGGAGUACAGGAAGUGUAUCCCCAUCAACGUUGUCACCACAACUCGGUUUAAAACAUGCUCAUUUGAAAACACCAGCAACGUGGGUUGUCUCCGCCCAAGAUAAAGCUCAUUAUGAUAAUAUAUUCAAAAGAUUGGAUACUGAUAAUGAUGGAUUAGUGACUGGGGAUGAAGUUAGGCAAACAUUUCUCCAGUAUUGUAUUCCUCAGGCUUGUCUUGCCCAUAUAUGGAUGUUGUGUGAUAUGAAACAGAUUGGUCGACUGAAUGCUGAGCAGUUUGCUCUGGCACUGUAUCUUUUAAGUCAGAAAGCUAAUAAUGGUGUUGAUCCACCGCUGCAGCUAACUGGUGAAAUGAUUCCUCCAUCUUCAAGACCCAAACCAUUAUCCGACGGAACUGGCAGCGGUAAUGUCAGUGCAAGUAGCAGCAUGGGAGAUUUUUCUGCUAUCAAAGAACUAGACAGUAUCAGCAAAGAUAUUGACCAAUUAGGACGAGAGAAAUCGCAAUUGCUGUUGGACAUCAAUCAGAAGGAGUCACUUAGUAAACAGAAAGAAGAUGAAGUACAGGAAUUACUAAGUGAACUUGACAAAGCCAAUACACAGUUAAGGCAGCUAGAGUUUCAGAAAACAGAAGCACAAAAGAACCUAGAUGAAUUGGAUGAAUCUAAAGCCAAAUUGGAAGCCACACUGGCUCAAGUUAGAGACAAGUGUGAAGAAGAGGAACAGAAUAUUAAAACAUUGAGAUCACAAAUAUCUACGCAAGAAAAUACAAUAAAGAGCCAGGAUGAUGAAUUAAACAGACUAAGAAUAGAGCUGAAUAAUCUGAGACAAGAAGAGUCUUUGUUAGAACAGAAAGUUGAAGCUGGUAAAGCACAAUUAGACGAAGUGAUCAAAUCGUUAAAAGAGUCACAAUCACAUGUAAAUGAGGAACAAAGUAAAGUGAACCAAUUGAAAGAAACACAGCGUAACUUAACCAACAGUAUAGACAGACAUAAUGAUAUAUUAAAUAAAGUAUCGACUGGUGCUAUUACUAGUAUUUAUGAUAUAGACAAUGCACUGUUAGAUGCUACGACUCCAACACCGUCUGAAAUUGAUUCAUUUAGCGCAAGAGCAACAGCAGGGAGCAGUCCUGUGAGCAGUCUCAGUGGAUUCAGUACUGGUUCGGGGUUUGAGAAAGGUGAUAGUGACAUAAAUGCCGAUGCAUUUAAUGGUAAAGAUCCAUUUGCAAUGACACUGACUGAAACAGUUGAUCCAUUCAAAGACGUUGAUCCAUUCAAGACUGAUAUUUUUACCAGCGAUCCGUUUAAAGAUACAGAUCCAUUUGGUGCUGGCAAAGAAGACACGGUUUCCGAUGACCCGUUUAAAUCUACAACAGCAGUGGACGGACAGUCGUAUAAUGCAUUUACUUCCACCGAUUUAUUUAGUACUGAUCCAUUUGAUAGCAAAUGUAAGGCUUCCAGUAUUGCCACUGAUACAUUUGGAGGGGAAACAUUUUCUACUAAAGACUCUAUGCCAGCACUACCUCCAAAGAAAAGCAAACCAGCUUCCUCCGAUAAAGUAGUAGAUCCAUUUCAAUCAUCCAACGAUGAUCCGUUCCAGUUUAGUAAUUCUGAUAAAGAUCCAUUUAGUGGAUUCUCUGAUAAAACUGUUACGCCUGCAUCUGAUCCAUUUAGCAGUGGUUCUCCAUCGGUUCAAGGAUCUGAUCCAUUUAGUGGCAGUACAACUUUGGCUCAGACACCUGAUCCUUUCAGCAGUGGUGUACCGGGAUCUGAUCCGUUUAGUGGUGGGACAGCAUCAGUUCCGGCAUCUGAUCCUUUCAGUGGUGGGACAGCGGCAGUUCCAUCAUCUGAUCCAUUUAGCGGUGGGACAUCAUCUGAUCCAUUUGGUGGUGGGACAGCAUCGAUUUCAUCGUCUGAUCCAUUUGGUGACGGUGCACCAUCAGCUCCAGCAUCUGAUCCAUUUAGUGGAGGUAUUGAUCCAUUUAGCAGCACCACUAGUACACAGUAUGAAGGAUUUGGAGGAUUUGCAAAGACUUUGGAAAAGCUCAGAUAAAAGAAUUCUCCUCAGAAGAGGCACAGCUUGAGUGGGCAACUAUGGAAAGUCAAAGGCUUGAAGAAGAGAGGCAAAUGAAAAUCCAGCGACAAGAACAAGAUGAUUUAGAGAAAGCGUUAGCAUUAAGUAGAUCUGAAGCAGGA